UUAGAUAACUCGGAUUUUUGUCCCCAACAACCUCUAUAGGCUAUUUUAAGACUCAAUCGAAGCAGAUGCCCAUCAGUCUUUUCUCACUCAGAACGAUUUUUUGCGGUAUCCGGAUGAUGAUGAAGAGUUCUUGACCGAGGAAGAUUUUCGAAAUGGAGACAUGCUGUCGAUUCAUUCACAACAGGUUAUUGUACCGCAUUUGUCUCGUCAGUCGUUUCUUCAUGGAGAUAUCAAGGGAAAGGCUGCUUGGAAAUUGAAAACUCGCCGAAAAGGUACUCGACGAAAUGGUGUUAUCAGUGGCAUUAAAAAAUGGCCAAGUGGAAGAAUUCCAUAUGUGAUUAGUGGUCAGUACUCGGAAAGAGAACGUGCAGUUCUGGCUAGAAGCUUUCAGGAAUAUCACAGAAGGACGUGCGUACGGUUUGUCGCCCGUACUCCUCUAGACAGAGAUUAUUUGUACAUUGGAAAAAUUGAUGGGUGUUUCUCUGACGUUGGAAGAGCCGGUGGACGGCAAGAGUUGUCGCUAGACGAUGGAUGCAUGCAGUACGACACAGCGAUCCAUGAACUCAUGCAUUCGGUUGGAUUCUACCACGAACACGAAAGAUGGGAUCGAGACAAUCACAUCACAAUUCUAUGGCAAAAUAUUGAUAAAGAUGCUUACGAUCAGUUUGGUAAGGUUGAUAUGAGCCAAAGUUCCUACUAUGGACAGAUGUACGACUACUUUUCCAUCAUGCACUACGACAGUUUGGCAUUCUCGAAGAACGGCUUUGAGACCAUGAUAGCCAGGCGCCCGGAGAUGACAGCGGUUAUCGGAUCCGCAAUUGACUUCAGUCCGAUCGAUAUCCUAAAAAUGAAUUUGAUGUAUCAGUGCGGCAAUAGAAGGACAACAGAAGAGGAGCUGUUCCCACCGUCUAUUCCUGCCCCUAUUUCUCCACCCGAAUGUGUUGAUAAAACGAAUCUGUGUUGGCGAUGGCUCGAUCGAUGUAGCUCGUUCUUCUUCGAGAAAAUCAUGAAGGAGUUCUGCGCGCGCUCGUGCGGAUUCUGUACGCCUAAACCUUUCGUGUUCGCUAAGACAGCCGUUAGAGCUCCUUCAGCCGAUGGUUAUCUACAACCUCGUUGA
Angiostrongylus costaricensis is the source of this 1117-nucleotide messenger RNA. NCBI's taxonomy places the organism in Eukaryota, Metazoa, Nematoda, Chromadorea, Rhabditida, Metastrongylidae. The record is from the annotation of a GenBank genome assembly.